Suricata suricatta (meerkat) is the source of this 1936-nucleotide messenger RNA. It is a transcript of the gene M1AP, whose product is annotated as meiosis 1 associated protein. Gene Ontology annotation, biological process: meiosis I; spermatogenesis; male meiosis chromosome separation. The transcript is spliced from 10 exons. The record is from RefSeq and is a predicted model, not a curated record. Bases 33 to 1646 code for a protein of 537 amino acids. NCBI's taxonomy places the organism in Eukaryota, Metazoa, Chordata, Mammalia, Carnivora, Herpestidae.
GUGACUGCAGUUCUACCUCUGGUGUGGUUAGCAUGUAUCACGGGCGAAGCACUGGUAAAGGGCCCUCCACUCCCACGCAGAUUUACCAGCAACCUCCAAGGCUUCUCAUUGUGCAUAUUGCUCUACCGUCCUGGGCUGACAUCUGCUCCAACCUCUGUGAAGCUCUGCAGAACUUUUUCUCUCUAGCGUGCAGCUUGAUGGGCCCCAGUCGCAUGUCCCUCUUCAGCUUAUACAUGGUACAAAAUCAGCAUGAAUGUAUCCUUCCCUUUGUGCAAGUGAAAGGGAACUUUGCUAGGCUGAAGGCCUGCAUCUCAGAACUCCACACAUUGCAGAAAGAAGGCUGUUUCAGACCACACAGCACUUCUCUGCAGCUGGCAAUAGAGGAUGGGCUCCAGCAGUUCAAACAGUACAUGAGACAUGUGACAACAGGUGCAGCUCUGAGCUACACUUCCCUGGAGAUUACUGUUCUGACUUCCCAGCCUGGAAAAGAAGUGGUCAAACAACUGGAGGAAGGAUUGAAAGACACAGACCUCGUAAGGGUCAGGAGACUUCAGGUGGUUGAGAUCGCAAAGGGAGUCCUAGAAUGUACGGACUCAGUAUCUCCUAUUGAAGAGCCUAGCAGCGAUGAGAGUUCUAUCCUGGGAACUGACAUUGACCUUCAGACCAUAGACAAUGAUGUUGUCAGCAUGGAGAUUUUCUUCAAAGCCUGGCUGCAUAACAGUGGAACAGACCAAGAACAUAUCCAUCUUCUUCUUCCUUCACGGUGUUUCAGCAACAUUUCCAGAGCCAGAAAUGAUUCAAUGUGCCUGAAAUGUGAUCUCCAAGAGCGAUUUCUCAGCCCGUCCCUGCUCCCUGGCACAGCUGAUGGCUCCUUGAGAAUGGAUGACCCCAAAGGAUACUUCAGCACACUUUACCAGAUGGCCUCCCAGUCAUCGGCCUCUCGUUACAAGCUCCGAGUGAUCAAGGCUCUAAAUUCCAGUGGGAUCUGUGAGUCAUUGACAUACGGACUGCCCUUCAUCCUCAGACCCACAAGCUGUUGGCAGCUGGACUGGGAUGAGCUGGAGACAAAUCAGCAGCAUUUCCAUGCUUUGUGUCACAGCCUGCUGAAAAGAGAAUGGCUGCUAUUGGCCAAAGCAGAGCCCGGCAGUGGAGGACACAGCCCGCAGGCGCCCGCCAGCACUUUCUAUGUGAUUAUGCCAUCACGCUCCCCCACUCUGCUGGUGAAAGCGGUGGCCACGCGGGAACUGUUGCUGCCGAGCCCCUUCCCGCUCCUACCUGAGGACCCACCUGAAGUCAGCCUUAAGACUGUGGAGAAGGUGCUGGACAGCCUGGAGCUGGAGCCCACCUACAACCCUUUGCAGGCUUGGAGCCACCUGUACUCACACCUGAGCAGCACCUUGACGAAGCCUCAGGGACGGCUCCAGCCAAGCUGGGAAAGCCGGGCCCUAAGAAAGCAUCCCUGCAAGGCUGGGCAGUUGCAGACAAACCGAGUCCGAGCCACAGUGGCCCCCCUACCUAUGACUCCAACCCCUGGCAGAGCCCCCAGGAUGCCAGCAGCCAGCAAGCCUUCCUUAGAAGCCUUCUGGCCUUCCAAAGAGGAAGAAGUGCAGGAGCAGAAAGAGGAGGAAUAUCCCUCUGGGCCCUAAGUCACCAGCGCUAGAGCCUGGCUGCCCUGCUUCGCCACAUGCACACCAAGGCUCAUACAGUGAGUGGCCUCUGUGGUCGGACUUCCCUUAUCGCCACCUGAGCCUCUGUGAGUUCCAGGUGACUGGGAAACGGAGCUUUCCCCGCCUCUGGCUUCAGUGCUGCCGCCGCCCCACUGCUUAGGCCCAGAACAGACACACCUGAACUUUUUCCUUCUCCAAGCAGGAACUCAUUUUCUUUUGGAUCAUUCGAUACUAUUAACACAAUGAAGAUUAAACACCCAGUAAGUCUC